CCUGUCAUUCUCCAGGAAUUUCAUUCUAUAUUGCAGGAUGAUAAAUCCAAGAUUAUAAAGCUAUGAUAGUCCUUUAUAAUAGCAGCUUUCAAAAGGCCACUUUCUUCCUGACCGGCUUUCAAGGUUUGGAAGAUCUCAAUGGCUGGAUCUCCAUUCCCUUCUGCUCCAUCUACUUGACAGUUAUCUUGGGGAACCUUACCAUUCUCCACGUCAUCCAUACUGAUGCCACCCUCCACGAACCCAUGUACUAUUUCCUGGCCAUGCUGGCCCUCACGGACUUGGGACUUUGCCUUUCCACGCUGCCCACUGUGCUGGGCGUCUUCUGGUUUGAUGCCAGAGAGAUUGGCAUCCCUGCCUGCUUCACUCAGCUCUUCUUCAUCCAUACCUUGUCUCUGCUAGAGUCAUCUGUUCUGUUGUCCAUGUCCUUUGACCGCUAUGUGGCCAUUUGCAAUCCGCUGCGUUACUCCACGGUCCUGACGCCGGCACGUAUCGUCAAGCUGGGGCUGGGCUCGGUGCUUCGGAGUGCCCUCCUUAUCCUCCCCCUGCCGUUUCUCCUUAAGCGCUUCCAGUACUGCGGCUCCCACGUGCUGGCCCACGCCUACUGUCUGCACCUAGAGAUUAUGAAGCUGGCCUGCUCUAGCAUCAUAGUCAAUCACAUCUACGGGCUCUUUGUCGUGGCCUGCACAGUGGGCGUGGACUCCCUGCUCAUCUUCCUCUCGUACACCCUCAUCCUUCGCACUGUGCUGAGCAUCGCCUCCCGCCGAGAGCGACUCCGAGCCCUCAACACCUGCGUCUCCCAUAUCUGUGCUGUGCUGCUCUUCUACAUCCCCAUGAUUGGGUUGUCUCUUGUGCAUCGCUUUGGCGAGCAUCUGCCCCGCAUUGUGCACCUCCUCAUGUCUUAUGUGUAUCUGCUGGCACCUCCCCUCCUGAACCCCAUAGUCUACAGCAUCAAGACAAAGCAAAUUCGCCAACGCAUCAUUAAGAAGUUAGAGUUUGUAAAGUCAUUUAGGUGUUUUCGGCAGGAUUAAGUUAGAGGGAAAGGAAGAAAGUUUGCGCAUAAAACCCACACAUAUUUUUGGUUUCAACUAUGCUA
Molecule: messenger RNA, 1093 nt
Organism: Nycticebus coucang (slow loris)
Lineage: Eukaryota; Metazoa; Chordata; Mammalia; Primates; Lorisidae
Product: olfactory receptor 51G1
Exons: 1
Coding region: 63-1028 (321 amino acids)
Biological process (GO): G protein-coupled receptor signaling pathway
Cellular component (GO): membrane
Molecular function (GO): G protein-coupled receptor activity; olfactory receptor activity
Source: RefSeq, a predicted model, not a curated record